Chaetomium globosum CBS 148.51 is the source of this 828-nucleotide messenger RNA. RefSeq lists its product as uncharacterized. The record is from RefSeq and is a predicted model, not a curated record. The transcript is spliced from 4 exons. Gene Ontology annotation, molecular function: protein binding. Bases 1 to 828 code for a protein of 275 amino acids. NCBI's taxonomy places the organism in Eukaryota, Fungi, Ascomycota, Sordariomycetes, Sordariales, Chaetomiaceae.
AUGACGGCAGUCAGCGUGACGUCUGGCUCCGCCAACGGGCACGACUGGACGGUGACCACGGGAUGGGACAUUAAGCACGAGUCCUUCUCUAACAACAACGGCUCUGUCGUGCAAACAACCCACACGACAAUUCGUGACGGCAUCGUUGGGCGCAUCGAGGAUGUCACCAACGGCCCCCCUUCAACAAGUACAUCAGCAGCAGCGGGAAUAACCAACCCCCUAAAAGAAGAAGAAGAAGAAAAAGAACACCCACACCCACACCAACACCAACAUGACCCUCAAGACGACCGCCCCACCCCCCUCCUCCACGCAAUCCAACAACGCAACCUCCCCCUAACCCUACACCUCCUCUCCCCGCCCAACCCGCACAACCCCAACCCCCCACCCCUCGGCUUCUACGGCCGCACCCCGCUCCAAACCGCCAGCCUCCUCGGCGACCUCCCCCUCAUACGGGCGCUCCUCUCCGCCGGCGCCGACGCCAACGCCCCCGGCGGCAACAACGGCGGCCUGCGGGCGCUGGCGCUGGCCGCGCGCGCGGGGCACAGGGAGGUGGUGGACGUUUUGCUGGACCCGGAUGUGGGGGGUGCGGAGGUCAAUGCGCCGCCGGCGCGGUAUAUGGGACGGACGGCGCUGCAGGCGGCGUGCGAGGGGGGCGAUGUGCACGUGGUGAGGAGGUUGGUGGAGGUCGGGGCCGCGGUGGAUGCGCCGGCGGCGUGGAGUAGUGGAAGGACGGCGUUGCAGGCGGCGGCGGAGGGGGGGCAUGGGGAGGUGGUGCGGGUGUUGUUGGGGGUGGGGGGCCAAGGUGGAGGUCGCUUUGGGGAAAUUUAA